UCCGGUGUAUUUCCAGAACAUUGAAGUUGAAGAGGAGUUAUUUAUGUAAGCAGACCUGCAACUUCACUUGGGUCAUCCGUUCUGCUCCGCAACUAUGGCAUUCACGAGGGUAUACUCGUCAUCCUUCUCCUUCCUGUCCGCCGUAACAAGGUGCAGGCACGACGUGUUCUUGAGCUUCAGAGGCGAAGACACCCGCUACAACAUCACACCGCAGCUACACAGGGCCUUGGUGGAUGCAGGCAUUCCAACCUUCAAAGACGACAUCAACCUCGAGAAAGGGGGAGAGAUCGCGUCGGAGCUUCUAAAAGCGAUCCAAAUGUCGAGGAUUGCCAUCAUUGUCUUCUCGAGAAACUAUGCGAAUUCCGGGUGGUGCCUCGACGAGCUGGUGAAGAUCGUAGAGUGCAAGAACCAAGCUGGCCAGCUGAUUCUGCCUGUCUUUUACGAUGUUGAUCCUCGCGACGUUGAGCAGCAGACGGGGAGUUUCGCAGAAGCGUUUACAACACAUGAAGAGCGUUUCAGGGCCGGGAAUUUGCCCGAAAACAAGCUGGAGAAGUGGAGGGCAGCUCUGACAGAGGCUGCUACUCCUUCUCAGGCAUGGGAUUUGCGGAAUGUUGACAGCUGGCAUCAGUCAAAAUUCAUAAAGGAAAUUGUCAAACAUAUUAUGGGUAGACAUCAAGAUGCGCACAUGAGUGCUUCGAUCUUCCCGCCUAGAAAGGAUUCUGGUAUAGAGUACCUGAAUCUCUUGUUAUCUGUCAUAUCAGAUGAUGUUCUGAUAAUAGGCAUCUAUGGAAUGGACAAAACAUCGAUUGCCAAAACUGUUUAUAAUCAAAAUUUUCGAAGUUUUGAAGGUAGUAGUUUCCUUUCCAAUGUGAGCACAAUUGCAGAAAAACCAGGUGGAUUACUUGCUUUACAAAAACAGUUCCUUUCUGAUAUCCUAAUGGAAGACAAUUUGGACAUAGACAACGUUGAAAGAGGAACCACAAUGAUAAAAAAGGAACUUGGCAGCAAAAGGAUUCUUGCAGUUCUCAAUGAUGUGAAUGAGUUGGAGCAAUUAAAUGCACUUGCUAGACAGCGUGAUUGGUUUGGUUCAGGAAGUAGAAUCAUCAUAACAACGAAAGAUGCUCAAUUGCUUAAUAUACAUGAAGUGGAUGAUGUCUAUGGAGACGAGGGCAUACAGGUCAUAGAGAAUCAGUAUAGGCAGAACCUUCAAACGAUUGAAGAUCUCAGGCAAUUAAUCUGCAGGUCUCAUGCCCAGGCUUACGAAACAGAAAGGUCUCUCAUUGAUGAGAUAGAAAGAGAGCGAAGGAAGAGGACCACUAAUUUACAACAAAGUGUGGAUCAAAGUUUGGCUUCAACUGCACUCACAUCAACAACAAAUGUCAUAAUGCAUGGAAUGGAAGGCCAUGAUGAGAUUGUUGGUGAUUUUGAGUAUGAACAGGAGAUGAUACGUACUGGGAAUGCUUUUGUAGGUGAGGAAGGGGAAAUGAGCAUACCUCUCAUAUUGUACAGCAGAAAUGGACUCGCGGAUCAAGCACCACUACUGCAUAUUGAAUGUCCCAGGACUGUUGGACACUUCCAACAAAGUGGGGAGUAGGAUAAAUGUUUCAUUUUAAUUAAAGAAAACUUCACUUAGAACCAUUGAACUACCACCUGUUUUGAAAAGGACCCUCAAAUUUCAAAAGUUCUCAAUUUCACUCCUUGAACUUUCAAUUUGAUGUAAUGUACCCCUCCAUGUUUAAGCGUUAAACAUACUGUUAGAAUAUA
Molecule: messenger RNA, 1764 nt
Organism: Corylus avellana
Lineage: Eukaryota; Viridiplantae; Streptophyta; Magnoliopsida; Fagales; Betulaceae
Product: disease resistance protein RPV1
Biological process (GO): signal transduction; defense response
Molecular function (GO): ADP binding
Source: RefSeq, a predicted model, not a curated record